This is a messenger RNA of Priceomyces carsonii, 345 nucleotides long. RefSeq lists its product as uncharacterized. The transcript has a single exon. The record is from RefSeq and is a predicted model, not a curated record. The coding region runs from base 1 to 345 and encodes 114 amino acids. NCBI's taxonomy places the organism in Eukaryota, Fungi, Ascomycota, Pichiomycetes, Serinales, Debaryomycetaceae.
AUGCGAACACAGAAAGAAAAUAAGAUAACGAAGACUAAGAAUAAUACUUUUCAUUCCCGAUCGAACAAUGUAAACACUGAAAGCAAUAGUACAGCUCAUAAUUAUUUCAAUGCCUUUGCCGGAGAAUCAAAGAAAAGGAGGCAAGACAUUGCCUUCAGUUUUAUUCCAUUAAUCAGUAAUUUCGCCAUUGCAGGUGUUGGCGAGGACUCAGAUAUUCUCAAGAGAGUCCUUUUCGUUAAAAAAACAGUAUUAUACAUUUGUAUAGCAGGGUACAAAACAGUGCACUCCAGAAUUAGAGUAGAGGUGGCUUUUACAGAAAAGAUAUUUAAAAAUCACAUUAGCUAG